CUCAUCGUAGGUCUCGCCUCGUGUUUCAGUCUCUGGAUCGUACCGCUCAUCCAACAGCCCCGUGUCUCCGCGGACGCACAAGCUGCCAUCUUCGUCGGCGUCUUCGAGCGCGGCGGGAAGUACCUGCAGCCUACCAGCCGCUUCUUCGGCAUCGCCACCCUGGCAAUGGCGGCGUGGGCAUACUAUCUUGGCGAAGCAGUCUGGACGUACUAUGCCGCUGCUUUCGUGUUCAUGAUCGCGGUUGCGCCGUGGGAGAUUGCCAUGAUCUUUCCAAUUAACGACAAAGCAGCAGCGUUCAACGAUCGGUUGAAGAAGGACGGCGCGUCUGCGCUCAAUGACGCAGAGGUAAAGGAGCAAAAGGAGCUGGUGAAUCAGUGGUCAAGAAUGCAUGCGGUGAGGUUUGGUUUGCCGAUCUUGGGCGCCAUC
Messenger RNA from Baudoinia panamericana UAMH 10762, 426 nucleotides. RefSeq lists its product as uncharacterized. The record is from RefSeq and is a predicted model, not a curated record. NCBI's taxonomy places the organism in Eukaryota, Fungi, Ascomycota, Dothideomycetes, Mycosphaerellales, Teratosphaeriaceae. The transcript has a single exon. The annotation marks the transcript as partial.